GCCAGGGCCUCUCCUUCGCUCCUUCUCCAGGCAGGCCGAUCCUCCGAGGCAGGAGACGCCCCUCCCGGUGCACUUGUCAAAGGGUUAGUGAAGGCAGGUGACGUCACACUUGCUUGCAAGGACUGCAGGACAACAGAGCUCUCGGUCGGACACAGAAGAUUUUGGUUUUCAUUUUUUGACGCCACAAUGUUGCCUUCGAGACGAACUUUUGAGGCCGACAAGCAGCAGCAGCAGCAGCUGCAGCACCUCAACGGCCGCAUGGCUCAGUACCUCACCAGGACGCAGCAACUGGAGCGAGAGAACGCGCGUCUCCUGGCCGAAAUCCAGCAGCUCAGGCAGGCCCGGGUGGCGGAGCGGGAGCCGCGCUACAAGGCCGAAGUGCGCGAGCUGAGGCGGACGACGCAGCGGGUGGCGCUGGAGAAGUCCCGCGCCGAGAUGGAGCGCCAGAGACUGUGCGGGGAGUUGGAGACGCUGCGCUCGCUGUGCGGCCAGCAGAGCGACGCCUGCCGGGACGUCGGCGGGGAGCUGCAGGGCCGCGACAAGGAGCUCCGGGCGGCCCGGCGCGACAACGCGUUGCUCCAGCGGCGUUUGGCCGCGCUUCAGCGGGAGUACGCCUUCUUGGAGGAGACGCACCAGCAGCAGAUGGGGCAGCUCAGGCGCCAGGUGGACUCUCAGGUGAACGCCCACGUGGUCACAGAGAGUUACCGCGGGGUGCCUGCGGCCUCCAUGGAGGGGGUGCAGGAAUACGCCCGUGGGAUGUCCGAGGGCUGGAUACAGACCUUCGAGAUGUACCAGCAGAAGGUGGAGGAAAUGGAGCGGGCCAUCCAGGAGGACCAGGCCAUGCUGGGCGACCUGCAGAGGGAGAAGAUGAUGCACAUUUCCGAAUUGGACAAAUUACGCACGGAUGCAGAGAAACAAGGGCAGCUCCAAAUGCGUCUGGAGGAGCAACUUCUACACAUGCAGGAGAAGUUCAGUCGGGACAUGGAUGAAUACCAAAUUAUUAUCGACCAGCUGGAACGGGAGAGGAACGCCAUGGCCGAGGCCAUCGGGCAGAGGGUACAGGACCAUCAGCAUCUGCUGCGGGUCAAGAUGGACAUGGGCAUGGAGGUGGCGGCUUAUAGAGCGCUCUUGGAGGGUGAGCGAGUUGGGCUUCAAGGCGCUCACAGAAGGAUGAAUGAACACCAGAGGGAACGGCUCAUAGAUAUCAAGAUACCUGGCCAACCCUACACUCCGAGAACUUCCACCGCAACCAGAAAGCGUAUGGACAUCAGGUUCACACCUUCUGUUUCUAACAUGAGAAGAUCUCCCGCAGCUUCCUCAGGGUCCAGUAGUCCCUCCAGGGCCAUUCCAAUUUCAGUUGCGAGCAGGGCUCAGCAUCAGAGUCCAGUCUCCAGAAGGGACAUGGUCUCAUUCACCAAAGCCCGGGCCGCCACUUCUACCACUGUUCCCAAAGAUAAAGAAGUAGUUGAGAGUGAGAGACAAAGCCCAAAGUUACAGAAAACUAAGACAAUCAAACAUGUCUCGCAGGAAGAGACCCAAACCAGUUCCAUCAAGUCCUCUGCUGCGACCACAUCAGGUAUAAUGCUGUCACCACCCAGGAGGAACCUCAACACAAAACCAGAGAUGGAAAGCAGCAUGAAAGGAGAAGAUGACCCAGCUAUAGGAAAGCUACAUGAAAGUGAGUCUAAGGAUGAAGGCAAAAGCAAGUCCCUGACUGAGUCAAGUGAGAGAAAGGCUUUAAACAGUGUGUCUGUUGAGGAGAUCAUUGAGAAGGUGAUAAAACCGGCUGGUUUGGAAGCCAAGGUUUGCUCCUCUGGAGAAUCAAAGAUUACCUAUCAUGUAGAGAAAACUGAACAGGGAGACGGCUCAAUGAAAACACAAAUUGUGUUGCAGUCUAAGGUGGAGGAGGAAGUGGAUGUUUCAGAAGACUCCGCCCUGGAUCAGCUGCUGAGCCAAGGGGUGAAGAAGGUCUCCCUGGAGGACAUUGACGACACAGAGACAGGAAGCAUGAUCAGGAACCUUCUUAGUGGCCUGCAGGGCGAAGUGACUCUGCAGAAUAAGUCUGUCAAUGUGGAGAUUAUUGAGCAGCCUGUGGAGUCUUACGAUGAAGAAGUUAAUGAGAAGUCCAGAUCUUGUUUUAAUGAAUCCACAUAUUUCCAAAUUGAGGAGAUGGAAGAAGACCAAGGUACUCAAGUUGAGAAGAGCGGUGAUGAUGCCAUGAAAAGAUCCCAUUCUGGAUCUUUUCAGGUUCAGGAGGAGAGUGAGUCUUUAUAUUUCACCCAGGACCAAGAGCCCGCUGAGUAUUUUGUCUCCACACCAGAUGAUAAUCUCUCUGAACCUGAGGAGGGUUGCGGCAUAACCUCAUACGGUCAUUAUGGCAUGGUGGACGACUUGUCCGAUGAGAGGUAUUAUCAAGAUGACAGACUUCCAAAAACCGGAACCGUCCGUGAGGAAAACGAAUACAGGUUUAUGUCAGAUCGGUCCUUUCUCAAAGAGAGCAUUCCUGAGUGCAUCAUCGAAGAGGAGAUCCGUGUUUCCCCCAUAGUGCAGGAGUCAAUGCUUGAGUUACUGCGAGAGGACUCAUGCGAGCCCAAAGAGCAGCUGCGGGGAGCUUUGGAAAAAUUACAAGACUCCGUGUCAGGCCCACUGAGGGAGGAGUUGGCUUUCUUCACUAAAGUAAGCAGUGAAAAUCCACAGAAUGUGGCAGUCGACAUCAAGAAAGUGCAGCAUUCGAGUGACAGUGGAACCACCACCAUUGUUGCGGAGCUGAACGUCUCUCAAACACUGGAGGAUUCUGGGUUGCUGGAUGACGACAAUUUAUCGGAGGAGCAGAUCAUGGCUGCGCUGAGUUCUUCCAACUUGGGGAGUGCCUUGGAGGGAAGAGCUGGAGAAGGAUACAGCUUCAGGAUCUCAAAAGAACAGCAUGUUGUGCUCGGUAAGGACUUGGACUUUGCGAGAGAAGGCGAGUCUUCGUCCCUUGUCAAACUGGGGCCGCCUGAGAGGUCGUUUGCCACAGCACAGGAGGCACACAGCAGCCAUACUGACAGUAGCUCAGAUCAAGAGUGAAUGAAACAAUGUCAUGGGAAAUUUAAAAGUCCUUAAGAAUAUAGAUUUUUACCAAAGAAUGCAUUGAUUGCAACAGCAAGGGUAGAUUCACUGCAUAGUGUUAGUUGCAGACACUACAGCUCUUGAAUGAUAGUACCCUUGUAGGAAUUUGACAUCUGUCCAUAGUUGCAACAUGGAGCUAUUUUAUCAGUGGUCACAGUUCUAGGAUAAUCUCUUUUACAGUGUUUCAGGGAUUAUUUUUCAAAUUUCAAAUUGAGAACUCUAUUGCUUUUAAAGACAAAAUGACCUGAGAAGUAGCUGAGAUCAAAACAUCAGAUUGAUAGAUGCAUGGUCAGCACUCUUCGGAGCAGAAUUUUCAUCCACGACUAAUUUAGAAAAGAUCCCUGUUGAUUUUGAAUGAUAUUUGACAUAACAUGAGUGUUCAGUGGUCACUUUCCCUACUGUCCUGAUUUCUAUCAACACUAUUGAUUUUCUGUGAUCUUCCAUCUUAUAUUGUCGAUAUACUGUUGCUAGGAUCUUAACUGUAGAUUUUAUAAUAAAUACAUAAAAAGUGAGGCAAUUUAUUCCCUCACUGCGGAUCAGUGGGUGAUUUGUGAGGACUAUAAGUUACUGUCAAUCAAAAAACAUUUAGGGAUAUAUUAGGUAAAAACUGACCACUUAAUUGCGAGCAAACCAAUAAUUGGGUGCCUGGACUGCCUGCCCAAGUAAAUAGUUUGUGAGCUGCCGAUUUCCCAAAAUGUGUUUGUGAGCAAGCCCUUUCGUUUUGUGUGUUUGUGUAUGUGUCCGCCGCAUGCGCCACAUUCACAGAUCAGCACACUAAUUGACAAGUUUAAUUUGGCGGCCUGAUUAUGAUGUGCUGCCUCUAUGAGUGAAAAUGCAAGUCAUGGUUUUAUCCUCUUCACUUUUAGACUCCCAGGUCAACAAGUAGCCACUCUCUGACUCUACGAAAGCCAUUCACUUGUUGGCAGACCCCGCAAUUGAUUGACCCACGUGAGCAGUGCCAGGAUAAUUUUAGCAAGUCUAGAAAUAAAGGAUGUAAAGUGUAAUAUAAUAACAUUACACUUUGAUUGAGGUAUUUUGAGCAAAGCAUAUCAUAACCAUGUUAUUAAGACCCCUAGAACUGUCUUAAAUUGUGAAAGAAAUACUGUAAUGCAUAUGGCUCCUUUAACACUGAAUGCAUGUGUUGUAUAUCACUGCACUGAUAACUGUUACCACAUAGAUGAACUAUACCUACUAAUACAAAUAUUUUCCCAGAAUGGUAUUUACUAUUUUAGCUUUUUUUUUUUUAUUUUUUUUUUUUUACAGUAGUUAAAAGUAAUGGUGCAUAUUUCAGGUGACACACACACAGCUGAUUUGUGUCUGUAUGCUUUUGGUUGUCACUAUUUCUGUCCUAACCUUUUGCUCUGCAGGUUUAAUAUGUUGGUUGUGCCAUACACAGCACUCCGUCACUCAACUUUCACAGCGUUGUGUGCCAGGUUGUAUGGGUUGUGUGGCAGUGGUGUGUGUGCGUGUGUGUGUGUGUUUG
Molecule: messenger RNA, 4591 nt
Organism: Phyllopteryx taeniolatus (common seadragon)
Lineage: Eukaryota; Metazoa; Chordata; Actinopteri; Syngnathiformes; Syngnathidae
Gene: synm
Product: synemin, intermediate filament protein
Exons: 5
Coding region: 187-3066 (959 amino acids)
Biological process (GO): fast-twitch skeletal muscle fiber contraction; intermediate filament cytoskeleton organization
Cellular component (GO): costamere; neurofilament cytoskeleton; intermediate filament
Molecular function (GO): intermediate filament binding; structural constituent of cytoskeleton; vinculin binding
Source: RefSeq, a predicted model, not a curated record